Gavia stellata (red-throated loon) is the source of this 1527-nucleotide messenger RNA. RefSeq names its product perilipin-3. Gene Ontology annotation, biological process: lipid storage; positive regulation of triglyceride storage. Gene Ontology annotation, cellular component: cytosol; lipid droplet. The coding region runs from base 1 to 1527 and encodes 508 amino acids. The transcript has 9 exons. The record is from RefSeq and is a predicted model, not a curated record. NCBI's taxonomy places the organism in Eukaryota, Metazoa, Chordata, Aves, Gaviiformes, Gaviidae.
AUGGCAUCAGAAAAGACCACAAAAAAGGAUCUGCCAAAGGCCGAGGAACAGCAGCAAGCGGUAGGUGCCAGGGCAGCCAGCUACUUGCCCUUGCUCAACUCUGCAUUCAACCUGGUCUCAUCUGCCUACAACUAUACCAAGGAGACGCAUCCUUACCUCAGUGGCGUCUGCAAUGUGGCUGAGACUGUGGCCGCUGUCGCAGUAGGUAGCGUGGUUGGUGGGGCACAGCCCAUCCUGAACCAGCUUGAGCCACAACUUGCACUUGUAAAUGAAUAUGCCUGCAAAGGACUGGAUCAACUGGAGGAGAACUUGCCUUUUCUUCAAGAGCCGGCAGAUAAGGUUAUCUCAGACACCAAGCAGCUGGUUUCCACCAAAGUCACAUCUGCUAUGGAUGCUGCCUGUGAGGCAAAAGAAGGUGCAAAGGACCUUGUGACUAAUAAGGUGACCGAAGCAAUGGACCUAACCAAAGGGGCUGUUCAGGAUGGUGUUGAGAAGACCAAAUCAAUGGUCACUUCUACAGUCAACACAGCUCUGGAUGCUACAGUGAGCCAAGCAGUGGCAGGUGGUGUGGAAUCUGUCCUGGGUAUAUCAGAAGAUCUGGUGGAUCACUACCUCCCGAUGACAGAGGAGGAACUAGGUCAGCUGGCCACUGCUGUGGAGGGAUUUGGUAUCGCUUCUGUGGAGGAGCAGAAACAGCAACAGAGUUACUUUGUGCGUCUGGGUUCCCUCUCUAACAAAGUCCGCCACCGAGCCUACCGGCACUCCCUCAACAAACUGCAGCGCAUUAAGCAAAGCACCCAGGAUACUCUUUCACGACUACAGCUGGCAAUAAAACUGAUUGAAUCUGUGAAACAAGAGGUUGGCCAGAAGCUUCUGGAUGGCCAGGAGAAGCUCCAUCAGCUGUGGGUAGACUGGAGCCUGACCCAACCCAAAGGAAACCAAAUUAAAACUGCCUCCCAAGCAGAGGUAGAGUCACGGACUCUAGCUAUGCUGCGUAUCAUCACCCAGCAGCUACAACCUGUUUAUGAGAAUCUGAAAGCCAGCAUCCACGGCCUCCCCAGCAACAUCCAAGAAGCUGUGCAUCAGGCCACUCGAAAUAUCCACAAGCUCCAUGGUUCUUUUUCCAGUGCUAUGUCUUUCCAGGACCUAUCCAGCACCACCCUGACCCAGAGCCAGGACUGCGUGGCAGAAGCCCGAAGGUCCCUAGAUGACCUGUUUGAGUAUGUAACUCGGAACAUCCCGCUAAACUGGCUUGUGGGUCCCUUCAGGGCGAUAGUUGCAGUGUCACAGGAUAGCAGAAAGCAGAAGAAGAAAGAUACGGUGACUGAUACAAAAUCACCUCUGUUGGAAAAGGCUACAUCAUCAAAGGAGGUGGCUAAGACACCCAAAGAACCAAAGGGAGCAAACAGGAUCCCAGGGGAAGGGUCGGAAGUGCUGGAGAAGCAGGAAGAGAAGGCAGAGAAAGACACAGAGGUGGCACUGGCUGCAAAGGAGAUAAAAACUAACGCACCAGAGGAAGAUCUCUGA